Botrytis porri is the source of this 1539-nucleotide messenger RNA. RefSeq lists its product as uncharacterized. The record is from RefSeq and is a predicted model, not a curated record. Lineage: Eukaryota; Fungi; Ascomycota; Leotiomycetes; Helotiales; Sclerotiniaceae. The coding region runs from base 1 to 1539 and encodes 512 amino acids. The transcript has 3 exons. Gene Ontology annotation, molecular function: oxidoreductase activity, acting on paired donors, with incorporation or reduction of molecular oxygen; heme binding; iron ion binding.
AUGCAUUCCAUCGUUAUUGUCAUCACAGUGGUCGUAGCACCCCUAUUACAAUUUCUCGGUUGCUGCAUCUAUAACCUAUUCUUUCACCCUUUGAAAUCCUUCCCAGGGCCAAAACUAUGGGCGGCUUCCAGAAUUCCCCUGACAUAUUGGACAUUCAAGGGGUUUCUUCCGUACAAGCUUAAAGAACUUCAUGAUCAAUAUGGUGAUGCCGUUAGAGUUGCUCCCAACUAUUUAGACUACAAUUCAUCUGUUGCCUGGGAAGAUAUUUACGGUUUUUUGAAAGAGAAUCACCAAAAGAAUUUUCCAAAGAAUUUAACGGAACGAAAUUUUGAGAAAGAUCAAGUCAAAAAUAUACUAACAGCAGACGAAGAAAAUCAUCGAAGAUUUCGCCGUCUUCAAUCACACAUAUUCUCCGACAAAGCCCUCACAUCUCAGGAGCCUCUUAUCCAAGAUUAUGCUCGACAAUUUAUCUCUGGACUCGUCAAGUUUUCCUCUCUCGCUUCAGAUAAGAGCAUUAAUAUCGGUCAAUGGUAUAACUUUGCUACCUUCGAUUUGAUCGGUGACCUUGCAUUCGGAGAACCUUUUGAUUGUGUCAAGACUGGAGAAACAAAUACUUGGAUUGACUUAAUCUUUCAAAUCUUUGAAAUCAACAAUUUUGCCAAAGAAGCAAGGAAAUACCCAAUUCUUGGGGCUAUUGCGCUUUUGUUUGUUCCGAAAGAUAAAAUAAACAUAUUUGCACACCAUAGCCAACUCGCAAGGGAAAAAGCAUUUCGACGACUGGAUACGCCGAGAGAUGUACCCGAUUUCAUGAGCUAUAUCAUUAAGCAUAACGAUACGAAUAAAGGAAUGACUCGUGAGGAAAUCGGAGGAAAUGCAAGCAUACUAAUCAUCGCUGGUAGUGAAACGACCGCAACCCUUCUCAACGGCCUAACAUACUUUCUCCUCAGAACCCCCACCGUUCUCCAAAACCUCACUAUCGAAUUAAGAACUACCUUUCAAACCCAAAAAGAUCUCACUCUGCACGCUCUCGCUGCCUGUAAAUACCUCAACGCCGUCCUCGAAGAAGGCCUCCGCAUGUAUCCUCCCGUUCCAACUACUCUCUACCGUAUCGUCCCCAAUGGUGGAAGUCUCGUCGCCGGCCAUUACGUUCCUGCCGGCGCAAAUGUCGGUGUGAAUUUCAUCAGCUCCCAACUCUCCGCCAAAAAUUUCCAUCUCCCAUAUGAAUUCCAUCCUGAGAGAUGGCUCAGUACCGCUGAUAUCGAGGAUUUGAAAUCGGCGUUCCCAGAUAUGAAACUCACUGAUCCGAAAAUCUUUAAGGGAGAUGAUAGGAAGGCUCGUCAACCAUUUAGUGUGGGACCCGCUAAUUGUAUUGGGAAGAAUUUGGCAUAUGCCGAAAUGAGAGUCUUGCUGGGGAAUGCGGUGUGGGGAUUUGAUUUGGAGGGGGCGAGGGAUAGUGAGACGUGGUUGGAGAGGAAUAGAAUUUAUAUGUUGUGGAAGAAACCGGAGUUGUGGGUUAAGUUGAAGAGGGUUAAUGUUUAG